CUAUUGGGGUUGAAAAUGGAUGGAAUUCACUGGUGACGCUCUCAUCACUUGCCACCGCCAAUUGCUUUUGCGCAUGGACGCCUGUCUGAGAAUGGGUCAUUUUUGGCUCAAGCCUGCUGUCCUGUUUGGCAAGAAGGAGCUAUCAUGUAGUUAAAGAUCGCCCCCCAUGGUCGAAGAAAGAGCAAACGAAUGGUUUGAUGUGGCACCUGUAGGACUUUCAGAUCAUGGCUGGGAUGUGGAUGCUGAGACAGGCCAAGGGUCUCUCUCGCAUCGACCCGGCCCUUGGGGAAGCCAACUGCUGAGAGCUGAUUUCAGGCGCAUACCCGUGUCCUGCGCAGAGCCAACCGCUGUUCUAGUGAGACCCGAGGCUCGGCAUCUGCGCCCACAGGAGUUGGACGUGCUGACGCGCGAGGAGCUUCUUGUGCACAUCGCCCCCGGCGAUGCCGUGCUGCGAGGUACUUGCGAGCUGGGCUGGGCGGCACGCCCCUCUUCCAGCGAGCGCGUCAAAGCCGUGCGCCGCUUUGUCGCCCUCUUUGGCAACAUCGGAACGCUUUGGAUGAACAAUAUCUGCGAAACAGAGCUCGCGCCCACAGUCAGACACCAGCUGCGACGGAACUUCCCAGCGAAGGGAGACGCCACAGUUUGCAGCCAUGUCACCUGUUCUGAUGGGAAUCUCCGGUGGGCAAUGAGGAUAUCAAGAGCCGACGGACCGAACACUUUUCGUAUUUGCUUGCUAUGGACCGUACCAAUCUGCGCUUCAGCGCACUGGCUGCAAGCAUGUCUUGAGGAGAUGCUGGGCGCCGCUCGCCAGCAUGUGAUCUACUACCUCAAUCAUGCCAGUAUGGCACACUUCCGCAAGCUUGACAAGGAGUUGUAUGUGAUUUUGUCCAUAAAUCACUUCCGGCGUGGGCCGCCGCUGCUUCCUCAUGCUGGGCCUGACAAGCCCGAUGUCAGGAUUUCCAGCGACUGGCUUGGUUCUUGGAGCUCUGACAAGUCCAAGUUCAACGCUGCCAGCUACAUCCAGCAGUUCCUCCGGCGACUGGGCCACGCCUUCCGAACCUUUGACACAUUGGAUGGCCAGAAGUUGGUGCCAUAUCAGGCAGCCCUUCGCCGUGAUGAGUGGGAGAAGGUUGGGAAGGAGUUGAUUCAAGCCUUCAGCCUCCAGAAGGCUGCGUAUCGUCGUCUCCAUGGAGGAUGCCAAGCGCCGGACUUGAAGGAGAACAACAGGCCUACUUACCAGCGACGAGAUCCGUUCGGACAGCAAGCAUGGUCGAAGCAUCCCUCAAAGCCGCAAUUGGUGGUUCGGCGGACCUUCAUCGACAUCGAUGAUCGUGAAGAUGAUGCUGAUGACCUGCAAAUGAGGAAGACCAAGUCCCUACGCUAAUGUUGCAGUGUUUUUGUUUUAUUCGUGUGUGACACCCGAGCAAACUGUACAAAACAUUUGCUCGCGGGUUCACACGCUUUGUACAGGCAGUCUGCAAGCCUGCGAGCCUAGAUGCCUGCCUUAUCUGCAUCUCCUGUGUACAGAGCUUCUUUUGAUUUGCACCCACCCCUCAGCGGACUUUCCUGGUGAUUUCGUGCACAAGAAAGAAAACACCAUGGGAACCGGGCCAGGUUUCUCUCUGUCUCUUUUUCAAUACGCCCAUUCUUCUUUGACCGCAGAGCUAGCACA
Molecule: messenger RNA, 1672 nt
Organism: Effrenium voratum
Lineage: Eukaryota; Dinophyceae; Suessiales; Symbiodiniaceae
Source: the annotation of a GenBank genome assembly